Molecule: messenger RNA, 3301 nt
Organism: Trichoderma atroviride IMI 206040
Lineage: Eukaryota; Fungi; Ascomycota; Sordariomycetes; Hypocreales; Hypocreaceae
Source: RefSeq, a predicted model, not a curated record
GUGGACGAGUAUCUGGAGACCCCUAUGGAGGCCGACGAUGCCUUCCCCUGUAAGGGCUGUGGUGAGAUCCUUGAAGAAGGAAAAGCUUUCGAACUGGCUGGCAAUCGGUGGCAUCUCGACUGCUUUCGAUGUACCUCUUGCGGUUCCCUCCUCGACUCCGACGCCAAUCUCCUCUUGCUCGGCGACGGCUCUCUCAUCUGCAACAACUGCACAUACAGCUGUACCGCCUGUGGCAACAAAAUCGAAGACCUGGCGAUCCUAACAGGAGACCAGGCGUUCUGCUCAACUUGCUUUCGCUGUCGAAACUGCAAGCGCAAGAUUGAAAACCUGCGCUAUGCCAGAACGUCGCAGGGCAUUUUCUGCAUGGACUGUUAUGAGACCUUAAUGGCCAGGAGAAGAAAGAAAUCCAAAGCCGCGGCAGCGGCCAAAGCCAAGGAGAAAGAACAGGCGCCCACGGUGCCAGAAAAGUCUCUCCCAGCCCUUCCUCCCGGCGUUGUUCCCAACAAUGCCUUUUCAAACGACCGCGUCGACCCCGAUGGGCCCACGGAGCUAUCACCACGGCCGCGUACAGGUCAUAGGCACAAUGAGUCGUCGGCUCGAGGUAAAGCAGACCGCGAGGCUGAUGCCGCCAAAGAUGGACUCAACCCAACCACAUAUCGACGAAAUCGUAACUCGACUAUUACGUCCAACAACGGCGAUGGCGGCGACGGCUUCAUGAUAUCCGUGGCUCUCGAUACGGGUUCAUCGCCAAAUGGAUCACAGAAGCAGUCUGAGAGUACUGGCGAGGUCACGAAGAAGGAUCGUCGGCCGACCAUGUCUGACAAGCGGGUCGAUUCGCAUUCUUCUGCUACUCACAUCGCCUUCAUGGGUGCCGCCGCCGCCGCCGCCGCCGCCGCUUCUUCCGCCGCCUCAUCUCGCCAGCAGUCGGACCACGAAACCUCACAGGCAAAGUCUACUCGCUCUUCUCCGAAAGCAGAACAGGGCCAGGCUAAAGCAUCUGACGAAACCACGAAGAAAAGACGGCCUACUGAGUCUCGGACUGACAGUUUGCAAUCCGUCCCCCAGCUGCAGGAGGGUACUCCUAGCCGGACGGGUACUAGCACCCCACGGAAAGACAGCACAUCUCAAGCUGAACCACGCAAAGCACUGGAUAGCACUCCCGGAUCACGAUCCUCAUACGAUUCCAAGGCACAAGACGAUGGCGAUUCCAGCGUCAAAUUUGGACCCCGCUCGGACAGUGUCAAGAGCAUCCCGCGGAAAGAGGUCGCAGCGGCAUCUACCCGUCCUGCCUUGACUGAUACUUACAUGCAACCCCGAGCAGCCCCUCUUCCUCCAACCACCGCAGCUCCAACGCCACCCAAGGAAGCAGCAUCCAAGAAUUCUCUAGGUGAGCCCGUUUCACCGAAACUUCCCAGGUGGAGCGGCGGCGCAGACUUUACCAUGGAUGAGGAUAUGGCCAGGAUACUUGGUGCCGACGAGGGGGCGUCUUCUAUCCUCAGGCGUGUCUCCAACGCCGUUCGACACGGACGUACGAGCAGCGCUGAAUCUACUCAAAACCCACCAACCCGAGGCACUCACACGAGAAGCAUCAGCGAGACAGCCCGCGGCGCUAUUUCGCCUCGUUGGCCCAAGACCCAAGACGAUUUGAAUGGUCAGGCACAAGAAUCUGGAAGCCCGGUUUCCAUUUCGGUUUCGGCCGCCGAUACCGCUGCCUUGGUCCUCAAGCAGCAACUGCGAUCCUCUGAACAGCGAGUCGCUGAAUUGGAGAAGCAUGUCGGUGUCGAAAAAGAUCUUCUCAAUCUCAACCAGAAGCUUAUUGAGAAGAGGAAGACUGUUUCCGUAUUGGACACUCAGACUGAGAUUAUGAUUCGACAGCUUGAGGUUCUGGCCGGUUAUGUGGAGCGCGCAAAAGACACACAGACCCCUAUUGAUCCUCGCGAGCUAGAGGAAUCCGCCAUCAAGGAAUUCGUCCAAAAACUCGAGCAGGUCAAGAAAACCUUUACCGAAGAGAUUGAACGCCUGGUUGAAGAACGUGACCAGCUUGUUGAGGAGAAGACCCAAGCCGUGACCGACAGAGACCGUGCUCUCAUGGAGUUUGAGCAACUGUCCUCGAAGAAUGCUCAACUUGCGGAUAUGAACAAUGAUCUCACACACCAGAUCCAAGAGCGCUUCAAGUCUCAAAUUACUACGGAUGGCAAGUCUAACGGCUUGGGCAUCUACGGCCAACACAAGGGCACGUCAUCCAUCAAUCUCGACUCGGCUAGCGUCGCAACCGGCACGACUCUUAUUGGCGAUGAGGACCCGACUCUCAUUGUUGAGCACGGACCUACCGUGGUCCAAGUCCGAAAGGGCCAAGUCAAGAAAUUCAACUGGAAGAAGGGAUCCAAGACCAUGGCUCAAAACAUCACCAAGGGCGUGGGACGUGCCGUCGUUGCUUUCCAGAACGAUCGCGAGAGGAUGCAGCAGCAAGGCCUGGCACCUGAUGGUAUUGGACUUCCGUACAACAUGACCGCCGCCCCAGGAGACUCUUCCAACACGCCAACGCCCAACACUCAGGCCGGAAGGCAACACCAACAACAGUUUGGCUUCUUUGGCAAGAAGAAUGCAAAUCCAAAGACUGGACUGGCAGCCCCGUCCAAUAUCGUGGUUGCGCAGGCAGCCCCAGAGCCAGCCUCAAUACUAUUCGGAUCUGAGCUUACAGAUCGAUGCGACUUUGAGCAUCGUCAAAUUCCUAGUGUGGUGACUCGAUGCAUCGAAGAGGUUGAGCUGAGAGGCAUGGACCAGGAAGGUAUUUACCGAAAGACUGGUGGAAAUUCCCAAAUCAAUAUGAUCAAGGAGGGCUUUGACAAGAGCGAAAACUACGAUAUUUCCGACCCUGACUUGGAUAUUACCGCUGUCACGAGUGUCUUGAAGCAGUAUUUCCGAAAGCUGCCGAAUCCACUACUCACUUUUGAUGUCUAUGAGCGAGUGUUGGAGUCCAAUGCUAUUACUGACGAAGCUGAACGCUGCUCUCACCUACACAAAGUCUUCACUUCGAUGCCUCCGGCCCACCGAGACUGUCUGGAGUUCCUCAUGUUCCACCUUCACCGCGUGGCAAUUAGAGAGCCUGAAAACUUGAUGUCGCCUAAAAAUCUGGCCGUCGUGUUUGCGCCAACCAUUAUGCGGGAUCUGAGCAUUGAGCGUGAAAUGACUGAUAUGCACGCAAAGAACCUUGCGGUGCAAUUCGUCAUUGAAAACACGAACCAGAUUUUCCAAGAGGAAUAAGCAUCCUUUGCAUUUAUUUGGCUACAGUCUGGGCAAG